AUGACGCGCUUUGUUGGUGUGCGAAGCGCAGCUUUAGCGUCUCUCGCAGUCUCUGCCUCCUCGAAGAGAGGAGGGACGACUUUGAAUCGAUCGAUGAUUCUUUUUUAUCGUCCUCCUCCUCGGUGUACCAAAGGGAGUUUUAGUGCUUUGAUGCGCAAAAAGAUGAUGUCUUCGUCUUCGUCUUCGGUGUUGACGAAGCACACGACGACGCGUGGUUUUUCCUCCCACCCGUCGGCGAAAUCAGCACCCCCACGAAGGAGGUUCGCACGGGCGAGUGAUUUUGCGUGUCGUCAUCAAACGUCCUCCUCCUUUUCCUCCGCCUCUUUUUCUUCCUCUUCUUCUUCUUCUUCUCGGGGGAGUUUGAACGUCCGUAAGAGUACUACCAACAACGAGGCGAGUAAAGACGCGCAGAUUUGGAUCGACAGUUGGAAAACUGGCGGCGGUGGCGGCGGAUCGUCGGGGGGCGGAUUUGGAGGCGGUGGCGGCGGCGGUGGCGGUGGAGGAGGAGGAAACGGGAGCAGUAAAGCGACUUCUAUGUGGGCGAUGUAUUUGUUGCUUUUGGAAUCGAACCCGCUGGCGACGAAAAUGUGGACCUCGGGCGCGCUCAACGCGUUCGGCGACCUCCUCGCGCAGUUCUUGUUCGAAGACGGCAAAAGCGUCGACGUGAAACGGACGUUGACGUUUACCUUUUUGGGCGCGUUUUUGGUCGGACCGGCGUUGCACUUUUGGUACGGGAUAUUAGGGAAGAUUGUGACCGUCGGCGGUUCUCUCGGCGCGGGCGUGCGGUUGGGUUUGGACCAGUUGGCGUUCGCGCCGGUGUUUUUAGCGACGUUUUUAAGCGCUUUGUUCGCGAUUGAAGGCAACACGGACAAGUUGCCGAAUAAAUUGAAACAGGAUUUGUUUCCGACGGUCGUGGCGAAUUGGAAGAUUUGGGUGCCGUUCCAGUUUUUGAACUUUCGAUUCGUGCCGGCAAAUUUACAGGUUGGCGCGGCCAACGUCAUCGCGUUGGCGUGGAACGUGUAUUUAAGUUGGGCGAGUCAUAAGAAAGUUCCGGAAGUUGUUAUCGAAGGAAAGAAUACCAAGAAGAAAGGAGGCAAGCGAUGA
Bathycoccus prasinos is the source of this 1104-nucleotide messenger RNA. RefSeq lists its product with no specific name. Gene Ontology annotation, cellular component: membrane; cytoplasm. Lineage: Eukaryota; Viridiplantae; Chlorophyta; Mamiellophyceae; Mamiellales; Bathycoccaceae. The record is from RefSeq and is a predicted model, not a curated record. The coding region runs from base 1 to 1104 and encodes 367 amino acids. The transcript has a single exon.